UGUUCUCUCCACUGUUUUGUGUGGCGCGGUGGUGCUCCAACCAAUCUCUCCAUCCAUCCUCCCAUGCCAUCCAAUCCAUUCACAGUUUCAUCUUGAUUGAGGCGACGGCACUCAGCAGCACCCUGGUUGUGCGUUUUGCCGAGGGCUCUUGACAUACCUCACACAUACACCACACACCACACACACCACACAUACACCACACACACAUACACACAUACACACACAUACACACACCCGCGAGACAAUGAGGCGAAACGCCAGUGUUGUGGCUGUUGUGGCUGUCAUGGCUGUUUUGGCUGUUUUGGCUGUUUUUGCGACGAGCGCCGUGGCUAGCUUGGCUCAGAGUCAGCAACAAGAACAGCAACAGCAGCAGACAUGCCCACACCCGUGCAACUUGCAGACGCACUACAUGCCACGGCCAUGCGAAUGCAGGCCGCUGACCACGUGCAAGGGCGCAAAGGUGGAGAUCAUGCCACCCACGGCCACGAGCGAUCGCAAGUGUGGCCUGGCCGCUGAAAUCGACUGCGCCAUAGACGGUGACUGGCUGCUGCCAGAUGCGCGACAGCUGUUCACAACCCGCAACAGCACCGGCCCUGCGUCGAAGGAUGGCAUCCGCACAUACACCUCGCUCGAUGGCCGCUUUGUUCUCAUCAUGCUGCGCCCAACGGAGCUGUACUCCUGGAUGGAGGACAUCCUGAGCUCCGUCACCGACCUCGUGCCGGCAUGGUACCUGCUUGAGCCCGCAGCAAAGCGCAUCCACGCCGGAUGGCCUGCCGCCGCAUCCGCGGACGGCCCGAUCGUGGCCAAGACGCCGGCGCAGAUGCCGCACGGGCCCGCCACCGUCCUGUUUUACGAGGACGACCUGUCCAGCGACGACGACUACUACUUUGACAGCGAGGAAGACACGGACCGUGAGGCCAACAAUGCAGGCGCGCCCUUGCAGGAGGCUCCGCGCCACCGCCGUGACAUGGACACGGUUUCAAACUCCACAGCGCCCACGCCGAAGACAGCGCACAACAACACCACCAGCACCGUCGCUCCCGUCUCCACCACCGCGGCCAACAGCAGCACCGUCCACCACAAUAGCACCAUGCCUGCCCCAAUCACGACGGCCGCAAACGUCACCACGACCGCCAAUGCAACCACCACAACCACCACAACCACCACCACAACCACCCAUGCACCCACCAACUCCAGCAGUACCACGACGACAACAACGACAGCCACGACGACAACAAAGACAAAACCAACCACGAGCGCUGCCCCAUCAUCCUCAUCCUCCUCAUCGUCAAGCAGCAGUUCCACGUCGAGUAGCUCGAGCACGUCCACGCUCAGCAGCACGACGUGGACGUGGACACAGGCCGGCGGCACUGUUGCCGACGCGGCACUGGACCCCUCCACGCGUGCCACGUGCGUGGCCGCCUGUCGUGAGACAGACCCGUGCUGCUUCCUCUCCCGCAACGCGGACGGCAUGCGUUGGCUCGCUGCCCCGCUGGAAGACGUGCGCUCGUGCCUUGCAUCCGUCACCAUUGAUGGCGUGCGCAUGCGAUCCACCCUCGAGACCCUGCGCAAUGGCGCAGCAGAGUACUAUUCGUUUGCGGACAUUGCGUCCGACAGCACGGCUGGGUCGGAUUCGCUUGGCGAGAGCCUGGAGAACUGUGGCUUUGACGUGCACGAGAUGCAAGUGGACAUUGUUGGGCGCCUGGAUGAGAAGCUGAAGGAGCUGGACAGCCAGGCCGAUGUGGACGGAAACGCCCGCGUGACAAAGGCCGAGCUGCUGGGCGUGCGCGACAACGCAGCCGACUUCCACUUUGAGGUUGCGAACGAGUUCACGCGGCUGUACGAUGCGCACACCAUGUACUACCUCCCAACACCGUUCUACGGGUUCUACGUCGACAUGGGCUUCUACAUUGCGCUUGACGAGCGGCCCGACCACGCCAGCGGCGUGUGCGCGCGCGUGUGCAUCAAAGAUGCGGGCGUCUUCAGCAACAACUGCACACUCGCAGACGGUUGUGUCAAGGCCAUCAAUGACCAGGACCCCUUGCAGUGGCUCGGGGAUCUCGCCGGCAAUCUUGGGCUGUACAAGAGCCGCAGUGUGCGCAUCAACAGCCUGCUGCAGGAGCUUGACAACCAGCUGCUGUGGCAGUACGCGUACGGGGCGCAGUGGGGCCACCGCUGGCUGGACGACGGCGUGCGCUUUGCAAUGGAGGGCAAGGACGCGGACACGCUUGUUGCUCAACCACAGGCGCUCGUUCCCGGCCACCUGACCCGCGUGCAGCUGCAGGCGCAGCUUGACCGUGGGUACGAUGGCCGGGGUGUGAUUGCCACCACGCCCGCCGUGUCCAGGAGCCAGCGCCGGCGCCGCAGCGAUGAGGAUGGGGAUGCACUCGACGCUGCCGUGCAGGCCAUCCACGCCGCAGCUCUGCCCUACCCGGACGGUGUUGGUGGUGGUGGUGGUGCUGCUGCUGCUGCCGCCGCCGCUGUUGCUGGCAGCGAUGGUGCUGGUGCUGCGUGGGAGGGAGCGCGUGCCAGGGGUAAGGGCCAGCCGUUCAAGCACCGCCGCCACCCGUUCCCAACGCCGUUCACGCCACCGGACGAGGUCACCUACACUCCCGAUGACGACAACACGCAGGCCACCAGCCCAUUUGAUGAUGCUGAUGACGCGGGGGUAGGUACAGGUGCUGGAAACGGCACUGCCUCCACGCCGUGGGAGGUGAUUGCCAACACCACCGUGUCCGGGUUUUUGGAGGGGCGUGUCAUCAACGGCUCGGAGGGGCCUGCCAUGGUGCUGAAGAUCUUCAGCUUUGCGUCAGACUACCUUGACUAUUCGGGCCACAUUGCCGCAUUUGAUCGCGUCACCGCCACUAUGACUGCCGAGGCGCAGCGCCGCGGCAUCAACCGCUUGGUCGUCGAUGUUUCGACCAAUGGCGGCGGCUAUGUCGCUCUCUUGUGGUAUGCGCUUCAGGUUAUCCUUGGUCCACGCAACUGGAAGGACUCGGAGGAGUUGUGCGAGGGUGUGAACGUCCGACUGAGCGAUACGGCACGCGCCUGGCUGCAGGUUGCGUCACGCGAGCCCAAGGAGCUUAUUCCCGAACUGGGCCGCCUGCCCACGUGGGAGGACCUCAUCAUGCGCGUGAGCGAGACGGCGGAUGCGUUCGCCGCCAUUGACCCGUCGCUGCUGCCCACCCCGGACACGUCACCGCUGUGCACGGUGUUCGACUGCAGUGCGCUGCAGCUUGCGGGCCGGGUGGACGACACCGUCUCGCGGCGGGAGUUUGCCGAGUUUGUGCGCACGGCGCUCGUGUCCACGGCGUUCCUUGAUCGCCAGUACCAGCAGCUCCUCGGCCCAUUCCCAGCCCCGUUCUCAGACCUGCGCGCCCGCGUGCUGUUGGCGACAGAGGUGGUGCGGGACUGGGGCGCUCGCGCAAGCAACUACAGUGCCACGCACACGCUCGAGUGCUACCACAUCUGCGAGAGCAGCCCAUCAGGCAGCGACGAUGAUGACACAGGCGGCGACUAUACUGAUGACGACGACAUGUAUUACGGCGACGACGAUGAUGGCUCCUCUGUGGACGACUGCCCUGCAUCUGUGCUGGCGUUCUCGUCCCAGUUUACAGAUGUGUCGCUGCUGACAGACGGCACGUGUGGUAGCGCCUGCUCUGCGUUCAGCACGGCCAUGCUCUUCUCUGGAAACGUUACCGUUUUUCCUACGGCGGUGAACCCGGCUCUGGCAUGGACAUCUCGUCGUUCUGUGGCGGCAAUGUGGAGGAGUGGGAUGGCAUCUGGCCCGACCUGUCACGUCAGCUUCGCAUCAAGGCGUUCCUGUCCAACUUCAGCGCGUGGCCGGAGCAAGGUCUGGAGCGCGUGGCACCUGCACUGCACCUGCCAACGCCGGCCGGCGCACGCUUCAACUUCCACCAGCUGUUCUACCGGCACCUGGGCGAGAACUCGCUCCCACGGGAGUGGUACAACCUGCCAGCGCACCGCCAGUUCCCCGUGUGGAUGGGGGUGCCCGAGUCGCACCCACGUCGCCUGGGCGACCUGUACACGCGCAUUGCCUCCACCACGUGGCGCGAGGUGAGGGAGAACCCACAGUUCUACCCGGCCGAGUGCACGCAGCCCUUCCCGCGCGACAGGCAGCCGGUCAAUUCGUGGGAGUUCAGCACAACGUGGUCGUCGUCCACCACGUCCACGUCGUGGUGGGUGUCGUCCACGAGCGGGCCCGACGCGGGUGGCUCGAAGAAGGAUGCCCGGCUGGUGUACCUUCCCAUUAUCGCGGCCGUCUGCGGUGCGGUGGUGGCGGUGGUGGCCAUGACGCUCCUUCGCCGCGUCCGCUCUCGCCGCACCGUUCCUUACCGCCAGCACUCGAACAUCUUUGAGCAUGAGUUUGAGAGCGACGGCCCGCUGGACGGCGACUCUGUGGGCCAAACGAGCAGCCGCAGUACGUCCACGGGCACUGGCCGUGCAUGCAAUGGCGGCGGCGGCCACGACGAC
Messenger RNA from Salpingoeca rosetta, 4494 nucleotides. RefSeq lists its product as uncharacterized. The record is from RefSeq and is a predicted model, not a curated record. Bases 245 to 4081 code for a protein of 1278 amino acids. Lineage: Eukaryota; Choanoflagellata; Craspedida; Salpingoecidae. The transcript has 7 exons.